CAUAAAUUACAGAGCCCACUUGUACAUUAGAUUUCAGGGAUCUUAUCAGCCUCUGUCAAAUCCGUUCAUAGACCCACGCAAAGGGUCCGGAACCACAGAUGAAGACUCCUACUCUAGAGACAGAUGUGGUAGUGCCAUGAGGCACUCAUGUGAGGCGAGCAUGGGGGAUGACAGGGUGGUGUGCUGGGACACUACAGACGCUGGAAACUGAAACGAGCUAAUGAUUUGUCCUCAAGUUUGGGGGCUGGUGGUUCAGUUCUCUCCUCAGCCUGCCUGCAUUAACCUGGGGACAAUGUGGGCCUGGGCACUGUGGAUGUUCCUUCUACUCUGCAAAUUCAGCCUGGCAGUUCUCCCAGCUAAGCCUGAGAACAUUUCCUGUGUCUUUUACUACGAGGAAAAUUUUACCUGCACCUGGAGUCCAGAGAAAGAAGCCAGUUAUACAUGGUACAGAGUGAAGAGAACGUACUCUUAUGGACAUAAAAGUGAUAUUUGCCCAACUGAUAAUUCUACAAGGGGAAAUCAUGCUUCUUGCUCCUUUCUUCCUCCAACAAUAACAAACCCAGAUAAUUACACCAUUCAAGUGGAAGCUCAAAAUCCAGAUGGUAUAAUUAAAUCUGAUAUAACACAUUGGAAUUUAGAUGCCAUAAUGAAAAUUGAACCACCUGAGAUUUUCAGUGUGAAAUCAGUUUUGGGCAUCAAACGAAUGCUUCAAAUAACAUGGAUAAGGCCUGUGUUGGCUCCUUUUUCAUCUACUUUAAAAUACAGUCUUCGAUUCAGAACAGUAAAUAGUGCCCACUGGAUGGAAGUCAACUUCACCAAAGAAGAUAUCGAUAGAGAUGAGACCUACAAUCUCACAGGGCUGCAGGCUUUUACAGAGUAUGUUGUAGCUCUGCGAUGUGCCCCUGCGGAGUCCAUAUUCUGGAGUGGUUGGAGCCAAGAGAAAGUGGGAACAACUGAGGAAGAAGGCAAGCUGGAUAAGCUAAAUCUGAAGGAGUUUGAUGACCCUGUGAACAUGGAAGAAGACAGGGUUCUAAAACUGUACUCGGCCCCCAGUGACUUUAUUGACAAGUUGGUGGUGAACUUUGAGAAUUUUUUGGAAGAGGUUUCCCCAGAGGAACCUGGAAAGGGUCAGGAAAACAUUUUGAGAGAGGAAAAGAAUGAGUAUAUGACUUCUCCAUAUUGGCCUUAUCGUCCUCCCAUUUCAACCGAGAUUCCACGGAGAAAAUCCCAACAGCUGUGCUCUAGAAUAUUAGAAGGGACAUGCUCAGAAACCAAAGAGCAACCACUCUCUUCUGUUCCCAGUUUAGGGCCAGAGCAUCUCUGUGAGGAAGGAGAACCAAAUCCAUACUUGAAAAAUUCAGUGACAACCAGAGAAUUUGUCACAUCUGAAAAACCUCAAGACGAAGCCAAAAGAGAAGUUUAGUUGUUGCUGUGGCUCAAAUCCCUCUGGGUCUCAGUUUGGGUGACUCCUGCAGAGAGCAUAUAUCAUGACUUGGCCAGAAGAGCUUCCUUGGCUGUCUCCCCACCCUUGCUUGUGUUAGAGAAACUCUCACACACCCCUGAGUGGCUUGUUGAGCUUGGUUGGCACAAACGUGUAACUUGCCUGAGAAGAAGGGAUGGUCAUAUGUCUGAGCACGUUGCCCAGGAAAAGCAGUUUAUGUAUUUAUUUUUUUUCAAUUUCA
This is a messenger RNA of Leptonychotes weddellii (Weddell seal), 1682 nucleotides long. The record is from RefSeq and is a predicted model, not a curated record. Lineage: Eukaryota; Metazoa; Chordata; Mammalia; Carnivora; Phocidae.